GACGCCAUCAAGGCCCUGCCCGCCUCGCAACUCGGUACUCGCGUGGAAAGUCACCUGCUUUCGCGAGCCCCCACUCUGGGUUCAACCGCUAACAAACGCGUCCUCGUCAACUAGAAGCAGAGUACCCGUCCCGAAUCACCAACAUUACGGGAAUCUUCGUUAAUUCCCGGGCGAUUGCUACAAGGCACAGGGCUCCCGAGCGGUUUUUUGUUUCCUGCAUAAUGGACCCAAACUGGGCAUCCGAGUUCAACGACGGGGAGGACGAGGAUGAAGCGCUCCGCCGCGCCAUCGCCCUCUCCAUGGGCCAGGAUGUCUCUCCCGAGCCGGAAGGCGCUUCCCCGUCUGUCCACAAAGACAGAGCUGCCGUUGGAGAGACGGUCGAUCUGACGUCCUCCUCGCCUGGCCCGAGCGAAGAUGAUGGCGCCACCAAGGCACCAUCUCCAGGCCCGCCUGUCGCUGCCACACCAGCGGCCGCAGCUGCUGCCACCUCGUCUAUCUUCGGCCUGGAUAGGAAGAAAAUGGAGGAGGAACGCCUGGCCAGGAUGUCAAAGAGGAAGGCAUCCGAGGCCGGCCUCUCACCGACCGAGGAGAGGCCUCAACAGCGCUCAAAGGUGCUCGAUCAUCCAUCUUCGGGCAUCGUUCCUCCCCAUCUCGGCCAGGCCAUAGCUGAGGCGGCCAAGCCGCCAGUUGCCUCUGUCGCGCGCUCUUCUGAAAAGGCAUCCUCCCGGCCUCUGGCCUCCCCAGCUGGUGCCGACUCGACACUCCCUGUCUUCCCCAAGGGGGUUGUCAAGAGAACAUGGCUGCGCGGCCAGCCCAUGACCUCGGACGACAUCACGAUCGACCAAGUUCUGCAAAAGGACAUGUUGCAGAUGGCGGUGCUAAGUAGCUUCCAGUGGGAUACAGACUGGCUUUGGCGGAAGGUGAACCCGAUGAAGACCAAGAUCACGCUGGUCGCGUACGCGGGUAACGAGGUAGAGAAGGCUGCCGUCGUCGAGAGCGCUCGAGGAAUAGCCCGCCUGUGUUUCCCGCCCAUGAAUGGAUUUGGCUAUAUGCACUCGAAGCUCCAGCUCCUCAAGUUCCCUGGAUUCCUUCGUAUUGUUGUGCCAUCCGGAAAUCUUGUCUCGUAUGACUGGGGUGAAACAGGAACUAUGGAAAACGUGGUCUUCAUAAUCGACCUCCCGCCUGUUGGUGACCUUGCCGGGUCAGAGGGCAACACCCUAACCAGCUUUGGAGAGGAUCUCUGCUACUUUCUCAAGGCCCAAGGACUCGAAGAGUCCCUCAUCAAGAGUCUGCGGAAAUACGACUUCACUGAAACAUCUCGUUAUGGCUUUGUUCAUAGCAUACCUGGCUCGCACAUGGGCGACUCCUGGAAUCAGACUGGAUACUGCGGUCUUGGCAGAGCGGUCAACAAGCUGGGAUUGGCAACCGACCAGCCUAUCGAGGUUGACCUUGUGGCCUCUUCAAUAGGGUCCCUCACCUCUAAAUUCUGUUCAGCCUUGUACAAGGCUUGCCAAGGCGACUCCGGGAUCAAGGAGCACGAAUCCAAGGGAGCCAAGGCCAAGAACGGUAUGGGCGGCGCCGCGUCAACAACGCAAGCUGCCCUGGCCCAGAGGUUUCGUGUCUACUUCCCCUCUCUCCAGAGCGUGGUAGCAAGCCGAGGCGGCCGGAAUUCAGCAGGCACCACCUGCCUGCAGUCCCGAUGGUGGAACUUGCCAUCCUUCCCUCGGGAGCUGUUCCGCGACUACAUGAACCCCAGGCGGGUGCUGGUGCACAGCAAAAUCAUCUUCGUUCGAGCGCCAAGCGGCGGCGCUAGCUGGGCCUACGUCGGCAGUGCCAACCUCUCCGAGAGUGCCUGGGGCAAGCUAGUGAAGGACAGGACGAGCUCCAGCCCCAAGAUGACCUGUCGCAACUGGGAGAGCGGGGUCAUCGUCCCUGCAGGCUCCGGCCACGAGCUCAAGCACCAGGGCCACGGCCGGGCGGAGGGCGCGGGGAUCUGCGGGAGUGUGGGCGCCGUUUUCGAGGGUUGCGUGCCCCUGCCCAUGACCCUACCCGGGACCGAGUACGCCUCAGGGGACGGAACGAGGCUGCCGUGGUUCAUCGAUCAACAUUGAGAACGGCCCAGCCAGGCCGGCCAGGGCCAUGACCUCCAGACCAUGAUCUCCAGGCCAAAGUCCUAGACACCUCCGCAUCCAAAUACUGUUAAAUUUCUUUUUAUCUCUACCGUAAUGCUGUUACUGCUUCUCUCCUCUUUUAUUGUCCUGUUUGAUUGAUUGUUUUAUUUAUUUACCAGUUCGGGUGCGUAUCAUGCACCUCCGCGACUCAUGCUGGACUGGAGGACGGACUUGGCUGCCCGCCAACGUUGUGUGUCGCUUCCCUUCCCCAUCGCCCUUAUUUAGGAGCCAUGCUUUGUUUGCGCUAGUCUUGGCGUCUCGCGGUGAUGUAGUUUUGGGGAAGCACAGCCGGGGCGGUCUCAUCUGCCGGGCCAGGCCAGGCUGUUUAGCGCCGUGAUGCUACCAUUACCACCACCACCGCAACCGCAACCACCACCUCUCUGAACCAAGUGGGCCGGCCAUGAGACUGGCAGGUCGCCAAUGGGGCGUAGGCAACCACGCACUGUGGUGUGCGGCAUAUACGGAGCUAGGUAUCGUGUUCCCCCCACCCUGGGAUUGAUUGAUGGCCGUCGGGCUAGUAGCGUGCUCAAGUGGAGGGACAGGAUGGCUGGG
Gaeumannomyces tritici R3-111a-1 is the source of this 2723-nucleotide messenger RNA. Its product is annotated as tyrosyl-DNA phosphodiesterase domain-containing protein. The coding region runs from base 222 to 2111 and encodes 629 amino acids. Gene Ontology annotation, molecular function: double-stranded DNA binding; 3'-tyrosyl-DNA phosphodiesterase activity; single-stranded DNA binding. Gene Ontology annotation, cellular component: nucleus. NCBI's taxonomy places the organism in Eukaryota, Fungi, Ascomycota, Sordariomycetes, Magnaporthales, Magnaporthaceae. Gene Ontology annotation, biological process: single strand break repair; double-strand break repair. The transcript is spliced from 9 exons. The record is from RefSeq and is a predicted model, not a curated record.